Effrenium voratum is the source of this 885-nucleotide messenger RNA. The record is from the annotation of a GenBank genome assembly. Lineage: Eukaryota; Dinophyceae; Suessiales; Symbiodiniaceae.
AUGGCGCCGGGGUCGCAGCCCGCCGAGGGCACCCAGCGGAGCGGCUCGGACUUGACUUUGGCCGGCCUGCCGCGGCCCUGCGGCCUGAGCUCCAGCGCCCGGCCCCAGCCGCUGGACUGCCUCUUCGAGGAGGAGGAGACCCGCGAUGGCAGCAAGAGUCCCUUCUACCACAGCAUGGGCAGCACCAUGGGCAGCGCCAUGCUGUUUCCGCCGGAUGACUUGGGCGCGAGGGCCACGGUUCGCAGAACUCCGCGGCGACCCGAGGUGGCUCCCAUGGCUCCCAUGGCUCCCAGGGAGAUUCUCGAGGCGGAGGAUGAGGCCUACUACAGCGAGCCCGAGCGGGAGGUGCCUUUUGUCAGGACCCCCAAGGAGCUGCCGCGCUGCGAGACUUUGGGGGACUUCUCCACGUCCGCGGAGGAUGUGCCGCGCCCCGCGUCCCUUCAGCCGGUGGCCAAGUCCCCCCGCCGGCGCCGGAGCCGCGACGGCCGCGACGCGAACCGCGCCUCCUCGGGGUCCUCCCGGUCGGCCAGGCGAGUGGAGCACAGCCCUGCGCGUACGUCGGCCUCCACCGCGGUCUCGGCGGCGAAGUGCGCGGCAAAGUCGGUGGCUGCGGCAACGCGAGAGGAGCCUCAGUUCCUGGACUGGCUCGCCGACGAGCUGCAGAGCCGCCCGGACGAGGAGCAGCUGCCGCGGGUGCCGCGCAGCCACUUGGAGGAGGUGGCCAAGGUGCCGCCGCAGCUGGAGAAGCUCCUGCUGCUGGGCUUCCUUUUGUGCCUGGACAUCCUGUUGCACGAGCUCAGCUUCACGCCCUUGCAGGCACUGCGCUCCUCCCUGCAGCUGCUAUGCAGCUGGGCGGUGCCAGGCAGGCACGCCGAAAAGCUCUGA